AGAAUUUAUAAAUGUCAGGAUAUGUAAUGUGGAAACGAAACUAAAUGCAGACUCAUUAAUUCAAUCCUUAUAAAUUCGGCAUUUAAGGUGCUGGUGGAAAUGUAGUAAUUUUGAAUACAUAACCUCUACGUUUAGUAUUGUUUAGUAGUGAUUCUACGAAUAAAUUCGAAAGCAAAUGCGAUAUAUUUGUUCUUGUAAUUGAAGAUCAUUCCUUUUAUAAAGUUAAUAAAUAUUAUUAAAUAAUGUCCGAUGAAGAGGUAAUAAGGCGUAGGCUGCUGAUUGACGGAGACGGUACAGGAGAUGAUAGACGAAUAAAUGUAUUAUUAAAGUCUUUUAUGAAAUGGGUUCAUAACACCGAUGUCGACAACACUUUGCAUGAAAGAAUGCUGUCACAGCUUGCUCAGUGUGAAUUCGCUCAGAAAAAAUCUCGCCUAGUUUCAAAUAUGAGUCAAGAAGAAUUGAAAAACUACGAAGCAUUGUUCAACCACAUUGAAGUUGAAAUUGAAGAAGCCAAAAAAGAUAUAGAGGCAACUAAGCUUGAAUUGUUAGAAGCUAAACGUAUCCGGAAAAAUAGAAUAGAAUACGAUGUUUUGGCUAAAGUUAUUAACGAACAACCUGAUCGAUUGAAGACUCACACAAAACUCAAUACAUUACAUGAUGAAUUAGGCAGUCUAAAGGAAAAAUCAGAGCAAUUGGAACAUAAACUAGAAAUGCGUAGAAAACAGUUUCAUGUUUUAAUAUCAUCUAUACAUUCACUACAAGGAAUGUUAGAUGAAUUUGAUGAAGAAAUAAUGGAUGUAAGCCUCGAAAACUAUGAAGAAGCAGAUGUUCCUAUGUCACCUAAAGACACGAUUUAGUAAGGUAAUAUUUAAGAAUAUACGAAAAACUAUAGGAUGGAACAAUUUGUAAAAAUAAAUACUUUAUACAAAAA
Orussus abietinus is the source of this 931-nucleotide messenger RNA. It is a transcript of the gene thoc7, whose product is annotated as THO complex subunit 7 homolog. Gene Ontology annotation, cellular component: THO complex part of transcription export complex. Gene Ontology annotation, biological process: mRNA processing; mRNA export from nucleus. NCBI's taxonomy places the organism in Eukaryota, Metazoa, Arthropoda, Insecta, Hymenoptera, Orussidae. The record is from RefSeq and is a predicted model, not a curated record. The transcript has 3 exons. Bases 243 to 857 code for a protein of 204 amino acids.